Molecule: messenger RNA, 414 nt
Organism: Paramecium tetraurelia
Lineage: Eukaryota; Ciliophora; Oligohymenophorea; Peniculida; Parameciidae
Exons: 3
Source: RefSeq, a predicted model, not a curated record
AUGGAACUAAGUAACAGAUAUCAUAUCGUUGACCAUCCUUCAAUGGAUGAUCCCAUGUUGGAUGAGGGAUAUACAAGAAAAUUUGGAGCAUAUAAGCCGAAAUUUCAAGGAUCCCUGCCAGGAUAUUAUCCCUUUGAGUUCAAGGAUUAUAUAUACGUGAUCCUAUUCACCCUGGUAACUUGUGGAGCAUGCCUUCCAAUUUGGUAUGGUCUUGUUGAGGGAGCCAAGGCCAAUUCCAUGCAAUUUAGCAUCAUAAGUGCUGUGAUUUUUUUCGGCUUUUACUUUGUAUAAGCCUUGGCCACCUAUUAUGGAGGAAGGUUGAAGAAGGUUGUUGAGAAUAAGAUGAUUUAAGACAAGUUGAUAGAAAUGGAGAAAAAAGAAGCUGAAAAAUAAAAACUAUUGGCAGCCAUUUGA